GGUUGCACUAUCUUUCGAGAAGUUCUAAUUACCAUGGAUUGUUACGGCUUACGAAGGACUUCGUGGUUAUCGUGGUUAUGUUUACUGAGUACGGUGUUAUGCCUGCUGUUGCUCGGUGAAAAUACCGCGACGGCAGCGGCUGCUGAUAGUUAUGCGGCAGUGGCGCCCGCUGCUUCAGAGUCCAUCUUGAGUCGCGCCAAACGGCAGUUCCCGGGAACGAGCGGCGGUUGGGGCAUCGGCGGGGAUGUGACCGGCUUUUUGUGGGGCUACAUUCUCCAUCAGCUACUCACUCCACCCGCCACACCGGCUCCCGCACCACCACCACCACCCAAAACAUAACGCUGCUUACCAUAAUCUGGACGCGACGCGGGAGGAAUUACCUCCGGGAGGAUAGUGUCCGCAAAGAAUGCGUCUUGUUGUUUUUGUAUUUUGUUUCCACGAUGACCGUACUGUGGUUUGUUUUGUGUGGACAGUGUGGACAGCACUCGCGCCAAAUUAUGUACGAGAAACGAUUAAGACAAUCAGUGUAUAAAGGACUACCAUAAAAUUUCUCCAAUUUUAUUCUGAUAACGAUACAGGGCGCAUGCAGUAACAGAAUAAACUGCCAGCU
Molecule: messenger RNA, 610 nt
Organism: Paramacrobiotus metropolitanus
Lineage: Eukaryota; Metazoa; Tardigrada; Eutardigrada; Parachela; Macrobiotidae
Exons: 3
Coding region: 34-339 (101 amino acids)
Source: RefSeq, a predicted model, not a curated record